Tachysurus fulvidraco (yellow catfish) is the source of this 2950-nucleotide messenger RNA. RefSeq names its product solute carrier family 38 member 7 (gene slc38a7). Gene Ontology annotation, biological process: amino acid transmembrane transport. Bases 339 to 1688 code for a protein of 449 amino acids. Lineage: Eukaryota; Metazoa; Chordata; Actinopteri; Siluriformes; Bagridae. The record is from RefSeq and is a predicted model, not a curated record. Gene Ontology annotation, molecular function: L-aspartate transmembrane transporter activity; L-glutamine transmembrane transporter activity; L-asparagine transmembrane transporter activity. The transcript is spliced from 12 exons.
CCUGUGAACCGGAAGUAUAAAAGGCACUACAGCACCAGCUAAGAACUACAACGUCCAUAAUGUGUAGCUGAUGGUGCCGCAUGUGACACUGGUCUCAUGGACGGUGAGGUGAAGAGCAGCCGGUAGGAGCUUGUCUACAGACUCGUUAUACAGAACUCUCUUCUCAUUUGUGAGCCUGUGACUGAGAUCCUUCUGACAGAAGACCUGUAUGGCAUUUAUUUGUUCUGCCCGUGUAUUAAUACAGCUACAGUAACACUGCUGACUGUCUGAAGCCUGCGGAGUUCUGGAGCUGUGACCCGUGUGUGUGUAUGUGUGUGUGUGUGUGAAAUUUUGGAGACAUGGCCGUGAACUCUGAGCCAAGUGAUUGGGGAUACAGUGAAAAUGAUGAAGAGAAAGUGCCGCUUCUUGUAGCACCACACGUUCAGCCCAAGCAGCCUCAGGGCCGGACCUCAGCGCUGGGGGCGGUGUUUAUUGUGGUAAACGCUGCACUGGGGGCGGGACUUCUCAACUUUCCUGCUGCGUUCUACAUGGCUGGAGGAGUGGUAGCUGGAGUGGUGCUGCAAAUGUGUUUACUGAUCUUCAUCAUCACUGGCUUGGUGAUCCUUGCUUAUUGUUCUCAGGUGAGCAAUGAGAGCACGUAUCAGGAAGUGGUCCGUGCCGUGUGUGGGAAGGUUCUGGGGGUUAUAUGUGAGAUCGCCAUUGCAGUCUACACCUUUGGCACAUGCAUAGCCUUCCUCAUCAUUAUCGGAGACCAGCUGGACAAGCUGAUCAGUGCCAUUGCACAUGAUGCAGACAGUGCUGUCGUCUCUCACUGGUACACAAAUCGCAAAUUCACCAUCACAGUCACGUCUGUGCUCAUCAUCCUCCCCCUGUCCAUCCCCAAAGAGAUCAGCUUCCAGAAAUAUGCCAGCACCUUUAGCGUGAUUGGCACCUGGUAUGUGACCGUCAUAAUUAUCAUCAAAUACAUCUGGCCUGACCAAGAAAUCUCACCUGGAAUCAUUCCAACCAGUCCUAUAUCCUGGACUGCUGUAUUCAACGCCAUGCCGACUAUCUGCUUUGGAUUCCAGUGUCAUGUGAGCAGUGUUCCGGUGUUUAACAGUAUGAGGAACGCGACACUGCAGCCCUGGGGAGGUGUGGUGACCCUCGGCAUGAUCAUCUGCUUGUUUGUCUACACAGGAACAGGUGUGUGCGGUUUCCUGACGUUUGGGUCCAUGGUGAAUCAGGAUGUGUUGUUGUCAUACCCAUCUAAAGAUAUCGCUGUGGCCAUCGCCAGAGCCUUCAUCAUCAUCAGCGUGGUCACUUCAUAUCCCAUACUGCACUUCUGUGGGAGAGCCGUGUUAGAGGGCUUGUGGCUGCGUUUUAAUGGGACAGACGUCGACACAGACGUGGUGAGAGAGAGAAGACGCCGAGUUCUGUGCACAGUUAUCUGGUUCUGUCUCACACUCAUCCUCGCUCUCACCAUCCCUGAUAUUGGGCGUGUCAUCUCGCUCAUCGGCGGCCUUGCAGCCUGUUUCAUAUUUGUUUUCCCAGGUUUGUGCUUGAUUGAGGCCAAGCUCUCAGAGCAUGAUGUCAGAUCAGCCAGUUGGCAUGCCUUGGUCCUUUACGGAAUCCUCAUGGUCACAGUUGGCAUCUUCAUCCUCGGCCAGACGACAACCAACGCUAUCUACAGUGACAUCGUCCACCACUGAGACACGGCGGUGAGCUGGAAAUGACACGUAAUGAAAGAAUUGCUUGCACACUUACACAGUGACCUCAGAUUUAAACCUGCAAUACGUUGCACAAAUGAACAAAUGUUAAGAUCUGUUAAUAAGCUGUUAAUAAGCUUCUGAGGCUGUUCAGCAUGCAGCAUGAAACCUCCUACUGUACCUGUAGGGAAACAUGGUAACGUCUGUUAACACACUACACACACAUACUGGUAUACUAGUUUAACUGGGACGUCCAAUCAAAGUGAUUUUUUUUAAAUAACUCUGCUCAGUUGUGUACGUUUCCUUGUUUUUGGUUGAACUGCAACUUUAAUAUAUUUAUACUUUUACCAGUUGGUCCUUUUGACAAGAAAUAAAUCCAUAAAAAUGAAUGCGAUUUUUAAAAUACUAACCAGAGGAAUUCAUUUUCUCGAAAGCUUUAUUCCUCCUAAUAAUGAUUUACAUGACCAGUAAGUGACCGCUGCUUUCAGCUCAAACAGAAUCAAAUGAAAUGCUUUAAAAGCUUUGAGGUUUUUUUUUUUUUAAUUCAAAUUAAAAAGUCUUUAUUCCAAUCCUGUGCUCUUGUCAGUGUGGUGAGGGUGGAGUCUCUCAGGCCUCAUGCUCCAUCACAUAGGACUGAUUUUAGUCGUUACAUGUUGAUUGACUUCACUAAAGCGAAUAGCUCGUAAUGAGGGGAAAGUGGUUUAGCGUACAGAUAAAUAGAUUUAUGUAAUUUGACCUUAAAUACGGCUAGCUGGCUAGCGUUACACACACGGGAGUUUCACUGGAGUGUAGCAGUUUGAUCAGUUUUCACCUGACGUAUCGAUAACAUGAUAACGGGACAGAGAAAUAAUACACAGCAUCUCUGGAUCUCUGGCUUUUGUUUCAUUUGGUGCUUUUUUUUUUUUUUUUUUUUUUUUUUCCUUCAAAUCUCAGCCUGCAUCUGAAUCACUGUUGUACUUCACUCUCACACACAGUUUGUGUUAUUCAGCACUUUUUUAGCAUGUCAGAGGUUUACAGGUUUGUGUUCUGUUCAUGCUGAGAGGUUAUUUGGUGCAUCACACUAAUCAACACAGCAGGGGAAAGAAUCAAGCCUUCUCUGUGUUCUCUGUUUCUUAUGAACUGGGUUAAUUUACAAACAGUAAUGAUUUUAUUGGUUCUUAAUUUGACAGGGAAAGGCGCAAGGUUUUUGUCAUCUCAACACAUGCAAUAUCAUGAACAAUCUUUUUUUAUAUUUAUGUACUCAAUAAAGGGAAUUAAAUGUUUAA